Messenger RNA from Mandrillus leucophaeus (drill), 2696 nucleotides. RefSeq names its product progestin and adipoQ receptor family member VII (gene PAQR7). Gene Ontology annotation, molecular function: steroid binding; nuclear steroid receptor activity. The record is from RefSeq and is a predicted model, not a curated record. NCBI's taxonomy places the organism in Eukaryota, Metazoa, Chordata, Mammalia, Primates, Cercopithecidae. Gene Ontology annotation, biological process: response to steroid hormone. Bases 337 to 1377 code for a protein of 346 amino acids. The transcript has 5 exons. Gene Ontology annotation, cellular component: plasma membrane.
UGCUCUGAGUGCUGCCCUUGGGGCGAGGCGGGCACGUGGCUCUUACAAGGCGGGGUCCAGGCGGCCAAAGUCUGGAAAGGGUUGGAUUGCAGACCACCUGAGAUCAGAGACCAUGUCAUAAACACAGAGCCGAACUCCAAGUCCCCAGACACAUUGUUGUUAAUAAACCUGUGGCCCAGAGAGAACAAGGAGACUGUCCCAAGGUUCCAUGUGGACAGGAGCCACCGAAGUUUGCCUGACACCAUCAAGCAGGCCCUACCAUCAACCAGGCCCUAGUCACCUGGCUUUGCCUUUGCCUUGCUGUGUGAUCUCAGCUCCCUGCCAAGGCCCACAGCCAUGGCCAUGGCCCAGAAGCUCAGCCACCUCCUGCCAAGUCUGCGGCAGGUCAUCCAGGAGCCUCAGCUAUCUCUGCAGCCAGAGCCUGUCUUCACGGUGGACCGAGCUGAGGUGCCACCGCUCUUCUGGAAGCCGUACAUCUAUGCGGGCUACCGGCCGCUGCAUCAGACCUGGCGCUUCUACUUCCGCACACUGUUCCAGCAGCACAAUGAGGCCGUGAAUGUCUGGACCCACCUGCUGGCGGCCCUGGUGCUGCUGCUGCGACUGGCCCUCUUUGUGGAGACUGUGGACUUCUGGGGAGACCCACACGCCCUGCCCCUCUUCAUCAUUGUCCUUGCCUCUUUCACCUAUCUCUCCUUCAGUGCCUUGGCUCAUCUCCUGCAGGCCAAGUCCGAGUUCUGGCAUUAUAGCUUCUUCUUCCUGGACUACGUGGGGGUGGCCGUGUACCAGUUUGGUAGUGCCUUGGCACACUUCUACUAUGCUAUCGAGCCCUCCUGGCAUGCCCGGGUGCAGGCCGUUUUUCUGCCCAUGGCUGCCUUUCUCGCCUGGCUUUCCUGCACUGGCUCCUGCUAUAACAAAUACAUCCAGAAACCAGGCCUGCUGGGCCGCACAUGCCAGGAAGUGCCCUCCGCCCUGGCCUACGCACUGGACAUCAGUCCUGUGGUGCAUCGUAUCUUCGUGUCCUCCGACCCUGCCAUAGAUGACCCAGCUCUUCUCUACCACAAGUGCCAGGUGGUCUUCUUUCUGCUGGCUGCUGCCUUCUUCUCUACCUUCAUGCCCGAGCGCUGGUUCCCUGGCAGCUGCCAUGUCUUCGGGCAGGGCCACCAACUUUUCCACAUCUUCUUGGUGCUGUGCACGCUGGCUCAGCUGGAGGCUGUGGCACUGGACUAUGAGGCCCGACGGCCCAUCUAUGAGCCUCUGCACAUGCACUGGCCUCACAACUUUUCUGGUCUCUUCCUGCUCACGGUGGGCAGCAGCGUCCUCACCGCGUUCCUCCUGAGCCAGCUGGUACAGCGCAGACUUGAUCAGAAGACCAAGUGAAGGGGGCUGGCAUCUAGUAGGGAGGGAGGUAUUGUCGGGGGACAGGGGUCUGGGCUUGGCUCCAGGUGGGAACAAGUCCUGGUAAAAUUGUUUGUGUCUGGCCCACAGUGACUCUCUGUGCACCACUCAACUCAAGGGCGUCACUGGCCAAUUCUUGGAUUUACGGAUUGGCUGGGAGUUGCUGGGGUCCACUUCUGGGCCUGCCCCAGCUCCUUGUCCAGGGAGAGGGAAAGAGUUAAAGAUGUGGGCCACUCCAGCUUGCCCCUCCACUGCCACUCACUGGGGUGAGGCUGGGGAUCAGCUUGGUGAGGAUUGGGGCUUCUAGAUUGUCUAGGCAGGAGGUGAAACUUAGGCCAGAGUCAGAUUUGAGCUGAGCCAGAGUAGGCCUUGGCAACCCACUUCUACUCAGAUUUCAUUGCUGGAUGCGGAAGGGGCAGGCCCAAAAUAUAUGCAGGAUCUUACUGUCCCUUGAAGCCCAGCCACAAGUGUUGGCGCUGCAGAGAGACCCCAAAGGUAGUAGAUUGUGCCAGACAGAAAUGGGUCCCAUCCAGUGCUUCAUACCCCUUCAGUCACCAUCCCAGACAGUGAGUCCCAGAUCUUCUAGCUCUGGCUUCUGUGUCCCACACAGCCUGUUCCCAGCUUCUUUCCUGGUUCCCUUGUUAAGGAUUCAUUUAUCUAUUCAGUGUUGAAUGGAUAAAUGGCCUGGGCCUCUGCUCAGAGGCAGGUCACCGCUGGGCCCUGAGGAUCAAUGCAAGAUGAUAAAGACUUUUUUUUUUUUUUUUUUUGAGAAGGAGUUUUGCUCUUGUUGGCUAGGCUGGAGUGCAAUGGUGCAAUAUUGGCUCACUGCAACCUCUGCCUCCUGGGUUCAAGUGAUUUUCCUGCCUCAGCCUCCCGAGUAGCUGGAAUUACAGGCAUGUACCACCAUGCCUGGCUAAUUUUCUGUAUUUUUAGUAGAGAUGGGGUUUCUCCAUGUUAGUCAGGCUGGUCUCGAACUCCUGACAUCAGGUGAUCCGCCCGCCUUGGCCUCCCAAAGUGCUGGGAUUACAGGCAUGAGCCACCGUGCCUGGCCGACAAAGGCUUUGAUACCAGAAUGAACUGUCAAGGGAAGUGCUGAGGAGGGAUUAACCUGUGCUGCCUGGGACCCUGAGGGUCUUGAGUUGGGGAGUGUGAAUAGGAGUUUGCAGAUGGAGAAUAGGAAGGGCAUUCCAGGCAGAGGGAAACUUGUGCAGAGACCCAGAGGUGCGGAAGGAAAAGUGGGGCUGGGGCUGGGGUGGUCUGGAUUAUGGCCUGGAUGCAAUAAAGUGACUGUGACAGUAGCC